Choloepus didactylus (southern two-toed sloth) is the source of this 2025-nucleotide messenger RNA. RefSeq names its product GID complex subunit 4 homolog (gene GID4). Gene Ontology annotation, biological process: negative regulation of gluconeogenesis; protein catabolic process in the vacuole; protein targeting to vacuole. Gene Ontology annotation, cellular component: extrinsic component of membrane; GID complex. NCBI's taxonomy places the organism in Eukaryota, Metazoa, Chordata, Mammalia, Pilosa, Megalonychidae. The record is from RefSeq and is a predicted model, not a curated record.
UGUGCGCGAGGGCGAGUGAGGAGGGGAACCAGCGCCGGACGGGGAGGCCCUGCUCGCAGGUCCCGGGGUCCCGGUGGCGGCCGGAGCGCUGGUCCGCAGGCAGCGGGCGGGUGGGCCCCCCGCCCGCCCCCACCCCGCGCGCGCGCGCCCCGGCCCCUCCCCCGCCAGGCCCCCUCCCCGUCCCCCGCGCGGCGGCGGCGGCGGUUCCUCGCCCGCUGCCCCCAGCCCUGGCUCCGGGGGACCCCCGCGAUGCCGGUCCUCACCGAGUGUCCCCCUCCGGCCGGGGCGGCGGCCUCCUCGGCGGCCUCGCUCAUCCCGCCGCCGCCCAACACGCAGCAGCCCGGCGUGGCCACCAGCCUGCUCUACAGCGGCUCCAAGUUCCGCGGCCACCAGAAGAGCAAGGGGAACUCGUACGACGUGGAGGUGGUGCUGCAGCACGUGGACAUGGAAAACUCUUACCUCUGCGGAUACCUGAAGAUCAAAGGCCUCACUGAGGAGUACCCAACGCUUACAACCUUCUUUGAAGGAGAAAUAAUCAGCAAAAAACACCCUUUCUUAACUCGAAAAUGGGAUGCAGACGAAGACGUGGAUCGGAAACACUGGGGCAAGUUUCUGGCUUUUUAUCAAUAUGCAAAAUCAUUUAAUUCCGAUGACUUUGAUUACGAAGAGCUGAAGAGUGGGGACUAUGUCUUCAUGCGGUGGAAGGAGCAGUUCCUGGUCCCGGACCACACGAUCAAGGACAUCAGCGGUGCUUCCUUUGCUGGCUUCUACUACAUCUGCUUCCAGAAGUCGGCAGCCUCCAUCGAGGGCUACUAUUACCACAGGAGCUCGGAGUGGUAUCAGUCCCUCAACCUCACCCAUGUUCCUGAGCACAGCGCACCCAUCUACGAGUUCCGGUGACAGCGGCUCAGAACGGCAACCAAAUAAAACUGAACUUGGCAAAAAAAAGAACUUUGCCAAGAAAAUUGUGUACCUGCCAGAACCAGGAGAAAGUGUGUUCCUGAUUUUCCACGAGCAGACCCGCCUCAGAACGCAUGAAUGUGAGCGCACAGAGUCCACGCCACGGGCCCGCCGGGGAGCAGGGGCGCUCGGUCCUCCCUCCCCGGGGCAGUUGGGUCUGAACCUGUUUUUAAGCUACCUUGAAUGCACUUUUCCAUCCUGCACAGCUAACUUCUGCGCCACCGACAUGCCCACCCCUUCCUCCGUCCCAGGCUCCAGCUGCAUGGAAUGUCAGCUCCCAGCUCCCGGCCUGGGUGCUCCGUGGGUCCCACCCCAGGGUCGGGGCUGCCCGGCCCCUGGCCACCCCCUCCCCAGUCGCUAUGUCUGGUAGCUCAAGAGAAGGCAGAGCCCAAGCACAGCCGGGGCCCCCGCCCCACCCUAAGAGCCCCGUGCAGAACUCAGAGCAUCUGCUUCUGGAACAUGGGGCUGAGGCUGAACCAGCUCUCCUGGGCCUGGGCAGCCACAGUCCGACCAGCCGGUGGGGUCAGCGGCGCUGCCGGGCCCACCACGGUAGCAGCACCAGGCCUGGGUGUGGCCAUCGGGCCCCCUGGGCCUGCCAAGGGGGUCACUGAAUUUGAGCUUCCGGAUCCCUGGCAGGAACGGAGUCCAGGCCCACUUCCUCCAUACGCUUGCUCCAAACUUUUGAACUUGAGGGCAAUACUAAACUUAAUAAAAAUAAGAGUUUUUUUAUUACAAAAUUAUUUUUAUGGUCCCUUUAACAAGGGCCCUAUGGCAAAUGCACAAUUAUUCAGAAUUACAUUUUAUCGUUUUCACAUUGAAAACAGCAAAUGUUGACUUCAUAAUUUUUAUAUCUAUAUCUAUAUGUGUAUGUAUAUUUAAUCAACCAGCAGUUUUGCAACUAGUCAUCCUGGUACAGAAGUUCUGCAGCAUUGCAUAAAUUAUAGUGCUAAACACGAGAACUGUUUUGGGGGCCAGUUUAGCCUUUGUGCCUCCUCCUCUUGCUGCUCGAGGCAGCAGUAGUUAGCAGCGCCCUUCCCGUGGGGCGGGGGGGGCCGCCCUCCUAAA